Mya arenaria is the source of this 330-nucleotide messenger RNA. Its product is annotated as integumentary mucin C.1-like. The annotation marks the transcript as partial. Lineage: Eukaryota; Metazoa; Mollusca; Bivalvia; Myida; Myidae. The transcript is spliced from 3 exons. The record is from RefSeq and is a predicted model, not a curated record.
ACUGAGCCCACUACUGGUUUACCUACCACCACUACUACUGAGGCCACUACUGGUUUACCUACCACCACUACUACAGAGACUGAGCCCACUACUGGUUUACCUACCACCACUACUACUGAGCCCAUUACUGGCUUACCUACUACCACUAAUACCGAGCCCACUACUGGUUUACCUUCCACCACUACUACCGAGGCCACCACUGGAUUGACUACCACCACUACUACUGAGCAGGCCACCACUGGAUUGACUACAACCACUACUACUGAGCCAACUACUGGUUUGUCUACCAACACUACUACUGAGCCCACUACUGGUUUACCUACCACCACU